Molecule: messenger RNA, 1565 nt
Organism: Carlito syrichta (Philippine tarsier)
Lineage: Eukaryota; Metazoa; Chordata; Mammalia; Primates; Tarsiidae
Gene: DNPEP
Product: aspartyl aminopeptidase
Exons: 15
Coding region: 42-1463 (473 amino acids)
Biological process (GO): proteolysis
Molecular function (GO): aminopeptidase activity; zinc ion binding
Source: RefSeq, a predicted model, not a curated record
GCCAGAGGAGCGGACGCAGCCCCACGCGCCGGGCGGUGCAGAUGGCCAUGACUGGUAGGGCCCGCAAAGAGGCGGUGCAAGCCGCUGCCCGGGAGCUCCUCAAAUUCGUGAACCGGAGUCCCUCUCCUUUCCACGCCGUGGCCGAGUGCCGCAGCCGUCUCCUCCAGGCUGGCUUUCGUGAACUGAAGGAGACAGAGAGCUGGGAUAUUAAGCCCGAGAGCAAGUACUUUAUGACCAGGAAUUCCUCCACCAUCAUAGCUUUUGCUGUGGGAGGCCAGUAUGUUCCCGGCAAUGGCUUCAGCCUCAUUGGGGCCCACACGGACAGCCCCUGUCUGCGGGUCAAACGUCGGUCUCGCCGCAGCCAGGUGGGCUUCCAUCAAGUCGGUGUAGAGACCUAUGGUGGUGGGAUCUGGAGCACCUGGUUUGACCGUGACCUGACCUUGGCCGGACGUGUCAUUGUCAAGUGCCCUACCUCAGGUCGACUGGAGCAGCGACUGGUGCACGUGGAGCGGCCCAUUCUGCGUAUCCCACACCUGGCCAUCCAUCUGCAGCGAAAUAUCAACGAGAACUUUGGACCCAACACAGAGAUGCACCUAAUCCCCAUUCUUGCCACAGCAGUCCAGGAGGAGCUGGAGAAGGGGACUCCUGAGCCAGGGCCUCUCAGUGCUGCAGAUGAGCGGCACCACUCGGUCCUCAUGUCCCUGCUCUGUGCCCAUCUGGGGGUGAGCCCUGAGGACGUAGUGGAGAUGGAGCUCUGCCUCGCAGAUACGCAGCCUGCGGUCCUGGGUGGUGCCUAUGAUGAGUUCAUCUUUGCUCCUCGUCUGGACAAUCUGCACAGCUGCUUCUGUGCCCUGCAGGCCUUGAUUGAUUCCUGUGCAGCCCCUGCCUCGCUGGCCAAGGAUCCUCAUGUGCGCAUGAUCACACUCUAUGACAAUGAAGAGGUGGGGUCUGAGAGUGCCCAGGGAGCACAAUCACUGCUGACAGAGCUGGUACUACGGCGGAUCUCAGCCUCAUCUCAGCACCUGACAGCCUUCGAGGAAGCCAUACCCAAGUCCUUCAUGAUCAGCGCAGACAUGGCCCAUGCUGUGCACCCCAACUACCUGGACAAGCAUGAGGAGAAUCACCGACCCUUAUUCCACAAGGGCCCUGUGAUCAAGGUGAACAGCAAACAACGCUAUGCCUCAAAUGCAGUUUCAGAGGCCCUGAUCCGAGAGGUGGCCAGUAAUGUCGGGGUGCCCCUGCAGGACCUCAUGGUCCGGAACGACUCCCCCUGUGGUACCACCAUUGGGCCUAUCUUGGCUUCUCGACUGGGGCUGCGGGUGCUGGAUUUAGGCAGCCCCCAACUGGCCAUGCACUCUAUCCGGGAGACAGCCUGCACCACAGGAGUCCUCCAGACCCUCACCCUCUUCAAGGGCUUCUUUGAGCUGUUCCCAUCUCUGAGCCGUAGUCUCAUAGUGGAUUGAGCCCUUUUGGAAAGACUUCUCUUCUCCCGCUUUGUACUUGAGAGGAGAAGUUCUCAGCUGAGCUGGAGCUGGAUUAUGAUUAAAGUGGAUUUUUCACUCAAA